AUGGUACAGAGGUUUUUCGAAUUGGAUCAGGUCUCCACAACAAGACAACUCAACGCAGAGGAAAGAUGCUGUGAAGACCACUUUCAACAAACUCAUAUCCGUCAGCCGAAUGGGAAAUAUUUGGUUCGUUUGCCUUUAAAAACGUUGUUUGACCCCACACCGGUGAUCGGCCGGUCAAGGCAAAUCGCAUUAAACCGUUUCCACGCCCUGGAAAGGAAACUUAAUCAUCGGCCAGAUUUCAGUCAACAGUAUGUCAGCACUAUUCAAGAGUACUUCGAUCUCAAGCAGAUAAAAGAGGUAAAAGGUAGUGAGGAAGAACACACUAGGAUCAACGCUCAAAGGCAACUCUCAAUCUCUGCGUGCACCGUUCCACAUCAUGCUGUGAUCAAAGACGACAUUUUAACUACAAAGAUGCGAGUCGUAUACGACGCUUCGUGCAAAACGUCUAACGGGAGGUCUUUGAAUGAUAUUUUAUGCACGGGUCCCGCCUUACAAAACGAUCUUGGAGGAGUUAUACUCAACUGGCGUUUCCAUCGGUAUGUCUUCGUGGCCGAUAUAACGAAAAUGUAUCGCUGCAUAGAUAUACAUGAAGAAGAUGCCCAGUAUCCGCGAAUUUUCUGGCGCGAUGAAAAGGGACUCAUCAAGGAAUAUUUUUUGACUACAGUAACGUUUGGCACUGCCUCGGCACCCUUCACGGCGAUUCGAGUCAUACAUCAGAUUGCGUCCGACGAGCGUGAACGCUAUCCUCUGGCCGAGCAAGGAAAAAGGAAAUCUAUGUGGACGAUGUUCAAACCGGACACGAGACCAUCGACGGAGCUCUAA
Molecule: messenger RNA, 822 nt
Organism: Drosophila biarmipes
Lineage: Eukaryota; Metazoa; Arthropoda; Insecta; Diptera; Drosophilidae
Exons: 1
Coding region: 1-822 (273 amino acids)
Source: RefSeq, a predicted model, not a curated record